Molecule: messenger RNA, 1720 nt
Organism: Oncorhynchus keta (chum salmon)
Lineage: Eukaryota; Metazoa; Chordata; Actinopteri; Salmoniformes; Salmonidae
Product: gamma-2-syntrophin-like
Exons: 17
Coding region: 1-1578 (525 amino acids)
Cellular component (GO): intracellular anatomical structure; dystrophin-associated glycoprotein complex
Molecular function (GO): structural molecule activity; protein binding
Source: RefSeq, a predicted model, not a curated record
AUGGUACUGGGUCUUGAGGUGUGGGAAGUGAAGGCUUCUACAAAAGCUGGAAUUGCCCUGCUGUAUAACGAGGAGACCAGUAAUACUUAUGAUGUUCGUCUGAAGCUGACAAAAGAGGUGUUGAUCAUACAGAAGCUGGAUGUGGUUUGCACGAGAGGGGGUGACCCACAAUUAAAUCACAGAACUGUCGUUCUCCGAAGGCAGGCUGCUGGAGGUCUGGGUUUAAGCAUCAAAGGGGGUGCUGAGCAUAAAGUGCCUGUGGUCAUUUCAAAGAUGUUUAAAGAUCAAGUAGCAUACCAAACCGGAAAGCUAUUCGUUGGGGACGCCAUGUUACAGAUCAACGGUAUCAAUGUCGAAAACUGUAGUCAUGAAGAAGUUGUUCAUCUCCUGCGGACUGCUGGGGAGGAGGUCACCAUCACUGUGCGGUACCUCAGGGAAGUUCCAUCUUUUCUCAAGCUCCCAUUGGGCUCUCCUGUACCAUCCUCUGGUCAAAGAGUCUCUUCCCCACUAUUUGACAGUGGUUUACAUUUAAAUGGGAAUUCUAGCAACACAGCUCCAUCCUCGCCCUCCAAACCCUCGGCUAUUGAACCAAAGUACGAGAAGCGCUGGCUGGAUGCAGUGUCCCUACCCUUGUUGAUGGCCCGAGUCUCCAAAUACAAAGCCGGAACGGCUAAAUUGAGGUCGAACAGCUUUGAAGUCUGCGCCUUAGAUGGAACGAGCACCAACAUUCUACAAUUUUGCACUGCAGCAGAAAGCAUUGACUGGCUUCAAGCAAUAUCAACCAAUAUCAGUGAUUUGACACUGGAGAAUAUGAAAAUGAUUAACAGAUAUUGCUCUCCGGAUGAUCAGAUUGUCCACAUGGCUUGGGUGUGUGAAAACCCUCAAGCUAAUGAUGCUGGUUCAUCAAGUACCUUCAAGUUCCUGGCAUUGAGAGGACCUUCGCUCUACAUCUUCAGGAGUCCUCCUGUUAGUGGAACAGACUGGGGACAAGCUGAAAAUAUGUAUACCCUCUAUGAGGUUCUGUUAAAGGUUCACAAGCUAUGUGUGACGGAGGACUGUUGGAUACAGGCCAAGUUCUACCUUGGUCUCCAGCAGGAUGAGGAUCUGCAGGACGGAGAGCCUUUCUGUUUCAGUAUCCUGGUCGGCCACGGCCAGAGUCACACCUUCAGUGUGGAGAUGACCUCUGACCUCGCCGUGUGGGAGAAGUCCUUCCAAAGAGCCGUCUUCAUGGAGGUGCAGAGAGUAGGGUCAAAGACCUACAUGUGCAGCAGCCAGAGUAAAGUACUGUGUUUGACCGUAGACUUUGGAUCAGGCUUCACUUGUUCUGAGAGCUCCUCGAAGAGUAUAUUAUGGAGAUACAAAUUCUCUCAACUGAAAGGCUCCUCUGAUGAUGGGAAAACAAGGGUGAAACUCCUCUUCAAGAACGCUGAAAACAAACAGAUCGAGAUGAAGGAGCUGGAGUUUGGCAAUCUGACAGCAGUCCUCCAUUGUAUUUCCUCUUUUAUGGCUGCCAAAGUGGCCUCUGUGGACCCGGUCUUUGUCAAGUGUCAAAGCAUCUCUGGAAAGUACAUGAGUUAGACACUUCCAUGUACAUGUUAGUCACAUAAGCUAAUCGACUAUUUUAUGCACAUUCAAAUGAUAUGUAUUUCUUGUUCCUGUUAUUUUUGUAAGGCUCUUAUUAAAUAAUAAAUAAAUAAAAAAUUAAAAAAAUAAAAUAAAA